AUGGCACAUUCGACUGAAGAAAUCGAGGCUGGACUCGAGACUCUCGCGCUAGAACCGCUCCAUGUUUUCGACAUCCAUACCGAGAGUAACUUGAACCCACCCCUGGACAAGCUGCCUAGACUUGGUGACGAGGCUAAGAAGGAAUUAGAGAGUAAGGGCGAGAAUGCUGAAGAUGUCUUGAAAAGACCAUCGAUUAAAGCGACAAAGACUGAUCCUUCGUAUCCUUUUACUGACUACUUUAUCUCAUCGUCCCACAACACCUAUCUACUGACCGCCCAAGUUUUGGGCAAGUGCUCGGCCGAAGCAUACGUUCAUGUUCUCAGUCGAGGCUGUCGCUGCGUCGAAAUUGACGUCUGGCCUUCCUCAUCUGGUCCAAUCGUUACCCACGGCUACACACUCUCCGGAAGCGUCCCCUUCGCCGACGUAUGCAACGCCAUUGGUUCAUGGAUCGACCAGACCUAUGGUUCUUUCGCGCCCAAAGGCGGCUUGUUCUCAAAGAACUACCAACCCGCGUACCUCCCGCCCAGCAACCAGACCUUCAUCCCGCCCCAAGGCAAGGCACCGGAUGACUUCCCUGUGUUUAUCUCCCUGGAAUGCCAUGUCCCGCCUUCAGGCCAGGGAGAACUCGUCAAGGCGAUGAGGGAUGCUUGGGGAGCCAGGUUGGUGGAGGGACCCCUCGAGGGUGUUGACGACGAUAAGGUUUCGCCAAGCGACCUAAGAGGCAGGGUGCUGGUGAUGGUGGAGUACUAUCCACCCCUUUUCGAGUCUGGUCCGUCCGAUGACAGCGACGACGACGAAGAUAACGACAAAGGGAGAAAACCCAAGAAAACCAAGAGGUCUUGGUGGAAGUGGGGUGCCAAGGCCGAAGAGUCGUCUGGUGAAGAUGAAGAUGACUUCCUUACGAGUGAAGAUGAGGAGGCCCGGUCCUUGGAUGGUGGGGGAGAGAAGGGAGUUUGGCCUGGAAGGCGACGACAGCCGACAACCGACGACGGCGAGCCACCCAAAUGCGACAAGAUUUCGGACGAGUUGGCUGCUUUAGGAUAUUAUGCUCGCAGCUUGAAGCCAGGCAAGGGUUGGCUAGGGGAGCAUCCUGCCCAUGUCCUCAUCAAUAUCUCAGAAUCCGCAUCCUCUCGUCUCCUUUCGGCGGUCUCUGCGCACCGGUCAUCGCACGACCACGCACCAGGCGACCACCCAUCACACGUCCACAAGCACUCACGUCUUCUUCAUCUCCCGUCGCCACUUGCUGCACUCGUCCUCCACGCGUCACACCAUCUCCGCCGAAUCUAUCCCAAGGGAACUCGCGUCCGGUCAACUAACCCUGACCCUUCACAAUUUUGGAGAACUGGUUCCCAGGUGGUGUCACUGAACUGGCAGAAGUAUGAUCGGGGGAUGCAGGUGAAUGAGGGUCUGUUCGUGGGUACGCCUGGGUGGGUUCUCAAACCGGCCAGCCUUCGGCGCCAACCUGAAGGCUAUGCACCACCGAUCGCUGGUAAGAUGAAGCUGAAAGGAGAGAUUAUUGGUGCCAGUGCGCUCCCCGCACCCAAUGGACGAGAGGGCAAGUCGUACAACACGUACAUCAAAGGUGAACUGUACUAUCAUCGGGACAGGACCUCCCUCCUGGAGAAGCUUUUGCCCGACGACAGCGUAGAAGCUGAAGGCCUUCGCUCGAAGAAGUGUUUGGAGUCGGUCAGGCUGAAGUGGAAGUCAAAAUCCGAAAAGGUGAAGGAUGUACCAGGAUUAGGCGCGGACGUCGUAUGGAACGAGACCUUUGAAUUGGAAUAUGAAUUGGACGAGCUUGCAUUUAUCAGGUUGCUAAUUUAUGAGGACGAAUUUGGCAGGGACGAUCGCAUCGCUUCGUUCUGUGCUCCAGUGGACCGGUUGGUCACCGACAGAUGGGUCGCAAUCAGGAUGCUGAACACGAAAGGCAAAGACGUUGGUGCCACCGUGCUCGCUAGGUUCUCUUUGGAGCGGGUCGAUUGA
Molecule: messenger RNA, 1980 nt
Organism: Coprinopsis cinerea okayama7#130
Lineage: Eukaryota; Fungi; Basidiomycota; Agaricomycetes; Agaricales; Psathyrellaceae
Product: phospholipase C
Exons: 6
Coding region: 1-1980 (659 amino acids)
Biological process (GO): phosphatidylinositol-mediated signaling; lipid metabolic process
Molecular function (GO): phosphatidylinositol-4,5-bisphosphate phospholipase C activity
Source: RefSeq, a predicted model, not a curated record